Cydia splendana is the source of this 844-nucleotide messenger RNA. RefSeq names its product cyclin-dependent kinase inhibitor 1C-like (gene CPH20). The record is from RefSeq and is a predicted model, not a curated record. The transcript is spliced from 2 exons. NCBI's taxonomy places the organism in Eukaryota, Metazoa, Arthropoda, Insecta, Lepidoptera, Tortricidae. Bases 178 to 789 code for a protein of 203 amino acids.
GCCCAUGUUGGUAUCUAAUUGAGCAUGCGCAUGUCCUGCCAUAGGAAAGUGAAAACGAACAUGACCAGCGAAGACGUAAUACUUGCAACAGUAUAAACUAUAUAACGACAUGUGACACAUUCAUCAACACACACCUAGGUUGUUCCUCGACUCAUCAAGUCGUGUCAAAGAUACACCAUGUCGGCCCUUAGAUUCAUCAUUUCCUUAGCCGCCAUCAUAGCUAGCUGCAGUGCUAGCAUAGGCCACGCUCACAUAGUACCAGCAGUCAGAUCCUUCCCCAUCGUUAGAUACGCUCCGUUCUACAACUUCCCACACGGCAUCAGAUCCAUCCACGCCGUAGCACCUGCCCCGCUAGCCGCUGUUGCGCCAGCACCUGUACUGCCAGCGCCGCUGCCUGCUCCAGUGUUUCCGGCGCCUGUACCAGCCCCAGUAUUACCAGCGCCAGCACCGUUCUUCGCGCCUGCUGUACCAAGAUUAGCGCCUGCGGUUCCAGCGUUCCCGGCUCCUGUAUUUGCGCGAGCUCUACCAGUGCCCGCGCCUGUUCCUUAUGCGCCCAUUGUGAGGCCAGCUUAUGCGCCAGCUUAUGCGCCAGCUCCCGUAUUUGCGCCUGCCCCAGUAGCACCAGCUCCUGUGUUUGCACCUGCUCCUGCUCCAGUAUUAGCCCCGGCUCCAGCGCCAGUCUUUGCGCCAGCGCCUAUUCCUGUGGCAAGAGCAGUACCCCACCUGCACCUGUACAACAGGUUCCUCGCGCCAGCUCCACUGGCGCCGGCACCUGUCGCGUGGAAAUGAAUCUAGUCUGACAAUAGUAUUAAUAUUAAAAUUAAAUUUAUUUUUUACUUUAGUA